Messenger RNA from Abrus precatorius (Indian licorice), 1743 nucleotides. Its product is annotated as proline dehydrogenase 2, mitochondrial-like. The record is from RefSeq and is a predicted model, not a curated record. The transcript is spliced from 4 exons. NCBI's taxonomy places the organism in Eukaryota, Viridiplantae, Streptophyta, Magnoliopsida, Fabales, Fabaceae. The coding region runs from base 122 to 1594 and encodes 490 amino acids. Gene Ontology annotation, molecular function: FAD binding; proline dehydrogenase activity. Gene Ontology annotation, cellular component: mitochondrion.
UGCACACUCGAGAGAGAAAAAAAAACCAUCAACCUCUUUAACCUCCUCAACCUCUUCAACCUUAACGAGAACAAAAAAGAUAUCAUCGUUGUCAUCAAAACCUUGUGAUCCUCAACAUUUGAUGGCAACCCGUGUUAUCCCUCCAAGAAUUCUCAAGAAGGUUCGUUACAACACCACAACCAAGCCACUCAACUACGAUCAACCCACCCUCACUACGGUGAUCGCCCCGCCCUCGAUCUUUGAAAAGCCACCGUCCUCCGCCGUAGAUCACGCUCCCUCCUCCGCCGCGCUUAACUUGGAAGACCCCGCAAGGCUGUUCUCAUCUGUGUCGACUGCGAGGCUCCUCCGGUCCUCCGCCGUCCUGCAUGCGACGGCGGUGGGGCCCAUGGUUGAUUUGGGAAUGUGGGUGAUGAAGUCGAAGCUGUUCCAAACGGGAGUGUUGAAGGAUCUGGUUAUGUCCACAACGCGCAAGACGUUUUACGAGCACUUUUGCGCCGGCGAAGAUGCCGCCGACGCCGGAAGGAGCAUUCGGGCUCUGAACGACGCUGGCUUACGUGGCAUGCUGGUUUAUGGGGUGGAAGAUGCGCAUGAUAACGAUGGAUGUGACAGAAACCUUAAAGGCUUCCUUCACACCGUUGAUGUUAGCAAAUCGCUUCCUCUGAAUUCUGUAAGCUUUGUCAUUGUGAAAAUCACUGCAAUAUGUCCCAUGGCAUUGCUAGAAAGACUUAGUGAUUUAUUAAGAUGGCAAGAGAAAGACCCUUCUUUUGUUUUGCCAUGGAAGCAAGAUUCCCUCCCAAUAUUUGCUGAAUCUAGCCCAUUGUACCACACACAGAAAAGACCUGAGCCACUGACUCCAGAGGAAGAGAGUGAUCUUGAACUUGCCAACCAAAGACUACUUGAACUUUGUCAAAAAUGUGUGGAAGCCAAUAUUCCUCUGUUGGUUGAUGCUGAACACACUACGGUUCAGCCAGCCAUUGAUUACUUCACAUACUCUUCUUCCAUCAUGCACAACAAGGACAACAACCCAAUUGUGUUUGGAACCAUUCAAACUUACUUGAAAGAUGCCAAGGAGAGGUUGUUGCUGGCAACAAAGGCAGCAGAUAAAAUGGGUGUUCCAAUGGGCUUCAAAUUGGUUAGGGGUGCUUACAUGUCCACAGAGAGUAAAUUGGCAGAGUCUUUUGGGUAUGCCUCCCCAAUUCACAAUACCAUUCAGGACACACACAAUUGCUUCAAUGAUUGUUCCUCAUUUAUGCUUGAGAAGAUUGCCAAUGGACCUGGCUCAGUUGUUCUUGCAACCCAUAAUAUUGAAUCAGGACAAUUGGCUGCUGCAAAAGCACAUGAAGUGGGGAUUGGAAAGGUGAACCACAAGCUAGAAUUUGCACAGCUAUAUGGAAUGUCAGAGGCACUUUCCUUUGGUUUGAGCAAUGCAGGUUUUCAAGUUAGCAAGUAUAUGCCCUUUGGACCAGUGGAUAUGGUUAUGCCUUACCUCCUGAGAAGGGCUGAAGAGAAUAGAGGGCUCUUAGCUGCUUCAGGCUUUGAUAGGCAACUCAUGAGGAAGGAGUUGGGAAGGAGACUAAAAGCUGCCGUGUUCUAAAGUAGAGAAAGACAACAGAAUUCAUCAACUUUUGUACAAAUUAGAGAAUUCUGUAAUCUGGUGCAACUCUGCAAUCAAUGAAAUGAAAUUAUGCAAUGUUAUGUUUGUUACAUUUACUAGAAAUGCAAGUGAGAUUUUGUGUUGAACAA